This is a messenger RNA of Arvicola amphibius (Eurasian water vole), 3582 nucleotides long. It is a transcript of the gene Ppfia3, whose product is annotated as PTPRF interacting protein alpha 3. Gene Ontology annotation, cellular component: presynaptic active zone. The transcript is spliced from 28 exons. Lineage: Eukaryota; Metazoa; Chordata; Mammalia; Rodentia; Cricetidae. The coding region runs from base 1 to 3582 and encodes 1193 amino acids. Gene Ontology annotation, biological process: synapse organization. The record is from RefSeq and is a predicted model, not a curated record. Gene Ontology annotation, molecular function: protein binding.
AUGAUGUGCGAGGUGAUGCCCACCAUCAGCGAGGAUGGCCGCCGGGGCUCGGCGCUGGGCCCGGACGAGGCGGGCGGCGAGCUGGAGCGCCUCAUGGUCACGAUGCUCACGGAGCGAGAGCGCCUGCUGGAGACGCUGCGAGAGGCGCAGGAUGGACUGGCGACAGCGCAACUGCGGCUGCGUGAGCUCGGCCACGAGAAGGAUUCCCUGCAGCGGCAGCUCAGCAUCGCUUUGCCUCAGGAGUUUGCGGCUCUGACGAAGGAGCUUAACUUAUGUCGAGAACAGCUUCUGGAGAGAGAAGAAGAGAUCGCAGAGCUGAAGGCGGAGCGUAACAACACCCGGCUCCUUUUGGAACACCUCGAGUGCCUGGUGUCCAGGCACGAGCGUUCCCUGAGAAUGACUGUGGUGAAGAGGCAGGCCCAGUCCCCUGGAGGCGUCUCCUCUGAGGUGGAGGUGCUCAAGGCUCUAAAGUCCCUCUUUGAGCAUCACAAGGCCCUGGAUGAGAAGGUCCGGGAAAGAUUGCGGAUGGCACUAGAGAGAGUGGCCGUGCUGGAGGAGGAGCUGGAACUCAGCAAUCAGGAGACUCUGAACCUUCGAGAUCAACUAUCUAGAAGGCGGUCAGGGCUGGAGGAGCCAGGCAAGGAUGGGGAUGGACAGACCCUUGCCAAUGGCCUGGGUCCUGUUGGAGACUCCAGCCGGCGCACGGCAGAGCUGGAGGAGGCCCUGGAGCGGCAGCGGGCAGAGGUGUGCCAGCUGCGGGAGCGCCUGGCGGUGCUGUGCCGUCAGAUGAGCCAGCUGGAGGAGGAGCUGGGCACUGCUCACCGCGAGCUGGGUAAGGCCGAGGAAGCUAACUCCAAGCUGCAGCGAGACCUCAAGGAGGCCCUGGCUCAGCGGGAGGAUAUGGAAGAGCGCAUCACAACGCUGGAGAAGCGCUACCUGAGUGCCCAGCGUGAGGCCACGUCUCUACAUGAUGCCAACGACAAGCUGGAGAACGAGUUGGCCAGCAAAGAGUCGCUGUACCGACAGAGUGAAGAGAAGAGCCGUCAGCUGGCCGAGUGGCUGGACGACGCCAAGCAGAAGCUCCAGCAGACCCUGCAGAAGGCUGAGACCUUGCCUGAGAUAGAGGCUCAGCUGGCACAGCGUGUGGCUGCUUUGAACAAGGCAGAAGAACGCCAUGGAAACUUUGAAGAACGGCUUCGGCAGCUGGAGGCACAGCUGGAGGAGAAGAACCAGGAGCUGCAGCGGGCCCGGCAGAGGGAGAAGAUGAACGAUGACCAUAAUAAACGACUGUCAGAGACAGUGGACAAGCUGCUGAGUGAAUCCAAUGAACGCUUGCAGCUUCACCUCAAGGAACGCAUGGGUGCCCUGGAGGAGAAGAACUCGUUGAGCGAGGAGAUUGCUAACAUGAAGAAGCUUCAAGACGAGCUACUGCUGAACAAGGAGCAGCUCUUGGCCGAGAUGGAACGAAUGCAGAUGGAGAUUGACCAGCUACGGGGAAGGCCACCCUCCUCCUAUUCCCGGUCUCUCCCUGGCAGUGCCCUGGAGCUCCGUUACUCCCAGGCACCAACUUUACCUUCUGGUGCCCCCCUGGAUCCUUAUGGAGCUGCCAGUGGCCGGGCAGGCAAGAGGGGACGCUGGUCAGGGGCCAAGGAUGAUUCUUCCAAGGACUGGGAUCGAUCUGCCCCUGCCGGGUCCAUCCCUCCUCCAUUUCCUGGAGAGCUCGAUGGCUCAGAUGAGGAGGAGGCCGAGGGGAUGUUCGGGGCUGAGUUGCUGUCCCCCAGUGGGCAAGCGGAUGUGCAGACGCUGGCCAUCAUGCUUCAAGAGCAGUUGGAAGCCAUCAACAAGGAGAUCAAGCUAAUCCAAGAAGAGAAAGAGACCACAGAGCAGCGUGCAGAAGAGUUGGAGAGCCGGGUGUCCAGUUCUGGCCUUGACUCACUGGGCCGGUACCGCAGCAGCUGCUCACUGCCGCCCUCCCUCACCACCUCCACCCUCGCCAGCCCCUCACCUCCCAGCUCUGGCCAUUCCACCCCUCGUCUGGCACCCCCCAGUCCUGCCCGGGAGGGAACCGAGAAGACCAACCAUGUCUCCAAGGAGGAAGCUGGUGCUCCAAGGGAGGGAGCAGCCAUUCCAGGAGACACCCCACCACCUACUCCCCGCUCUGCCCGUCUUGAGAGGAUGACCCAGGCUUUGGCACUGCAGGCUGGGUCCCUAGAAGAUGGGGCUCCUCCCCGGGGAAGUGAGGGCACCCCAGAUUCCCUCCACAAAGCCCCCAAGAAGAAGAGCAUCAAGUCAUCCAUAGGUCGGCUCUUUGGCAAGAAAGAGAAGGGUCGGAUGGGACCCCCAGGCCGGGAAAGUGUUUCUCUGGCUGGGACACCCUCUGAUGAAACACUGGCUACUGACCCUCUGGGGCUGUCCAAGUUGACCGGCCCAGGAGAUAAGGACAGGAGAAACAAGAGAAAGCACGAGCUUCUAGAAGAGGCCUGUCGCCAGGGCCUGCCUUUUGCUGCCUGGGAUGGUCCCACCGUGGUCUCCUGGCUGGAGCUCUGGGUGGGCAUGCCUGCGUGGUACGUGGCUGCCUGUCGGGCCAAUGUCAAGAGCGGCGCCAUCAUGGCCAACCUGUCAGACACAGAGAUCCAGCGGGAAAUUGGCAUCAGCAAUCCCCUGCACAGGCUCAAGCUGCGCCUGGCCAUUCAGGAGAUGGUGUCACUCACGUCGCCCUCUGCGCCUGCCUCCUCCCGCACUCCCACAGGAAACGUGUGGAUGACACAUGAGGAGAUGGAGUCACUGACAGCAGCUACGAAACCCGAGACCAAGGAGAUCAGCUGGGAGCAGAUCCUGGCAUAUGGCGACAUGAACCACGAGUGGGUGGGGAACGACUGGCUGCCCAGCCUUGGGCUGCCCCAGUACCGAAGCUACUUCAUGGAGUCGCUAGUCGAUGCCCGGAUGUUGGACCACCUGAACAAGAAGGAACUGCGAGGUCAACUCAAGAUGGUGGACAGCUUCCACAGGGUUAGUCUGCAUUAUGGUAUCAUGUGCCUGAAACGGCUCAACUAUGACAGGAAGGACCUAGAGCGGAGGAGAGAAGAGAGCCAGACCCAGAUCAGAGACGUGAUGGUGUGGUCCAACGAGAGGGUCAUGGGUUGGGUGUCUGGGCUCGGCCUGAAGGAAUUCGCUACAAAUCUCACUGAGAGUGGGGUGCAUGGGGCACUGCUGGCUCUGGAUGAAACCUUCGACUAUUCCGACCUGGCCUUGCUUUUACAGAUACCUACACAGAAUGCACAGGCCCGGCAACUGCUGGAGAAAGAAUUUAGCAACCUCAUCUCCCUAGGCACAGACAGACGGCUGGAUGAGGACAGUGCCAAGUCCUUCAGCCGCUCCCCAUCCUGGAGGAAGAUGUUCCGAGAGAAGGACCUCCGAGGUGUAACCCCCGACUCGGCUGAGAUGUUACCCCCCAACUUUCGCUCAGCUGCAGCAGGAGCUCUAGGCUCCCCAGGGCUCCCACUACGCAAACUGCAGCCUGAAGGCCAGACUUCCGGGAGUUCACGAGCAGAUGGUGUUUCUGUCCGGACUUACUCCUGCUAG